Messenger RNA from Nannospalax galili (Upper Galilee mountains blind mole rat), 2197 nucleotides. It is a transcript of the gene Fzd2, whose product is annotated as frizzled class receptor 2. Bases 374 to 2074 code for a protein of 566 amino acids. The record is from RefSeq and is a predicted model, not a curated record. Gene Ontology annotation, cellular component: plasma membrane. The transcript has a single exon. NCBI's taxonomy places the organism in Eukaryota, Metazoa, Chordata, Mammalia, Rodentia, Spalacidae. Gene Ontology annotation, molecular function: Wnt-protein binding; Wnt receptor activity. Gene Ontology annotation, biological process: canonical Wnt signaling pathway; non-canonical Wnt signaling pathway.
GCGGGGGCCCCCUUGAAACCGACUAAUUGGGAUCGGAGAGGCCGAGGUGAGGGCUGAAGGAGGCACAAAGGAGUUGCUGGGUGGACCAGGGAGGGGAGAAAGGAAGCCCAGGGGCUAGAGGAGGAGAAAGAGGAGAGCGGACAGCGGCGCGCGGGGUCUCUGGCCGCUCAGUCCGACCGCGGCGAGCCAGCAGGCGGGUGCGCUGCCCCCUCCCCCGCCCGGCCUCCCCAACUCUGAGGCUGCGAGUAAAGUUUGCUCUGAGGCGCGGGAGGCGGCAGCCGCAGCUGGGCGGCCGCGGGGAAGGCGCGCGGUCUCGGGGUUGGGGGCGGGGGCUGGGGGGCGCUCCGGAGCCGAGUAGGGGGCGGCGGCCAGCAUGCGGCCCCUCAGCGCCCUGCCCCGCCUGCUGCUGCCGCUGCUGCUGCUACUGCCCGCCGCGGGGCCGGCCCAGUUCCAUGGCGAGAAGGGCAUCUCCAUCCCGGACCACGGCUUCUGCCAGCCCAUCUCCAUCCCGCUGUGCACGGACAUCGCCUACAACCAGACCAUCAUGCCCAACCUUCUGGGCCAUACGAACCAGGAGGACGCGGGCCUGGAGGUGCAUCAGUUCUACCCGUUGGUGAAGGUGCAGUGCUCGCCCGAGCUACGCUUCUUCCUGUGCUCCAUGUACGCCCCUGUGUGCACCGUGCUGGAGCAGGCCAUCCCUCCGUGCCGUUCCAUCUGCGAGCGCGCGCGCCAAGGCUGCGAGGCGCUCAUGAACAAGUUCGGGUUCCAGUGGCCGGAGCGCCUCCGCUGCGAGCAUUUCCCGCGUCACGGCGCGGAGCAGAUCUGCGUAGGUCAGAAUCACUCCGAGGACGGGGCGCCUGCGCUGCUCACCACCGCGCCGCCGCCGGGGCUGCAGCCUGGCGCGGGGGGCACCCCGGGCGGCCCUGGCGGUGGCGGCGCGCCCCCGCGCUACGCCACGCUGGAGCACCCCUUCCACUGUCCGCGCGUCCUCAAGGUGCCGUCCUAUCUCAGCUACAAGUUCCUGGGUGAACGCGAUUGUGCGGCGCCCUGCGAGCCCGCACGGCCCGACGGCUCCAUGUUCUUCUCGCAGGAGGAGACGCGCUUUGCGCGCCUCUGGAUCCUCACCUGGUCCGUGCUGUGCUGCGCCUCCACGUUCUUCACAGUCACUACAUAUUUAGUGGACAUGCAGCGCUUCCGCUACCCAGAGCGGCCCAUCAUCUUUCUCUCCGGCUGCUACACCAUGGUGUCGGUGGCCUACAUCGCGGGCUUCGUGCUCCAAGAGCGCGUGGUGUGCAACGAGCGUUUCUCGGAGGAUGGUUAUCGCACGGUGGUGCAGGGCACCAAGAAGGAGGGUUGCACCAUCCUCUUCAUGAUGCUCUACUUCUUUAGCAUGGCCAGCUCCAUCUGGUGGGUGAUCCUGUCGCUCACCUGGUUCCUUGCAGCGGGGAUGAAGUGGGGCCACGAGGCCAUCGAGGCCAAUUCCCAGUACUUCCACCUGGCCGCCUGGGCUGUGCCGGCCGUCAAAACCAUCACUAUCCUGGCUAUGGGCCAGAUCGACGGCGACCUGCUGAGCGGCGUGUGCUUCGUAGGCCUCAACAGCCUGGACCCGCUGCGGGGCUUCGUGCUGGCCCCACUCUUCGUGUACCUGUUCAUCGGCACCUCCUUCCUGCUGGCCGGCUUCGUGUCGCUCUUUCGCAUCCGUACCAUCAUGAAGCACGACGGCACCAAGACGGAGAAGUUGGAGCGGCUCAUGGUGCGCAUCGGUGUCUUCUCGGUGCUGUAUACGGUACCGGCCACCAUCGUCAUAGCCUGCUACUUCUACGAGCAGGCUUUCCGCGAGCACUGGGAGCGCUCGUGGGUGAGCCAGCACUGCAAGAGCCUGGCCAUCCCGUGCCCGGCGCACUACACCCCGCGCAUGUCGCCCGACUUCACCGUCUACAUGAUCAAAUACCUCAUGACGCUCAUCGUGGGCAUCACGUCGGGCUUCUGGAUCUGGUCCGGCAAGACGCUGCACUCGUGGAGGAAGUUCUACACGCGCCUCACCAACAGCCGGCAUGGCGAGACCACAGUGUGAAGUGGCCUCGCCAGAUGGGUCCCCCCCAAUUCCGGACCGCAUGGUGCCUGUCCUUUCACCCGGGAGAGGGGGUGCCCCAUGGACUCCUAUUUUAUUUUUUUAAAUAAAGAACAAUCAAAACCA